AUGACUGAAUUUAUGCCAAUUGGUAGACAGAUUUUAAUAGAUAAGAGGGGAUACUAACGCAAAUUUUUCCAUAGUCCUCUAGGCAUUAUAAAUCCUCUGCAUUUGACUCGUUAAAAGUUUUUAGAACAAUUUAAACAUAAUGUAUUUCCACCAUCAAUUCCAGCAAAAGAUAAAGCAUGUGAUCUUGAUUUGAUUGGUUUUAAGAGUAAAAUCCACAAGGAUGACCCAAACCAAAUCUUUCAAGAAUUCAAUCUGAAAGAUAUUUUACCUCAACAUAUAGCUAGGCCAUAUAUUUACAUAACAAAGGUGAAUAAAAGAUUAACUCCGAAGGAAAAAGGAACUAUGAAAGAAGAGGAUUUAAAAAAGUAUAAUUACUCUCAUAACAACGAUUGGAAUAAAAGCACUAACUUGUGCUCUCAUAAAAUUACAAAAAAUUCAAACUAAAAUAAAGUAGAGUUAUAAUAAAAUAUUGAAUGCUAAUCAAAAGAAGAAAGAGAAGAGUUUUAUGAAAUAUCCUAAAAGCAAACUUAGUUUAUAUUUGAAUUUUACAAGUUACUUAAACAUAUGCUUUUAAAAAAUGGUAAAAAAAAAAAUGAAUUAAAGUGUUGUCUUUAAGAAUACAUCAAAAAAAAUAAUAAACUAGUUGAUACUGAUCAAAUUUAAUUUAAUAAAUAGGAAAUAAAAGAUUUUUUAAGCAGCUUUAAACAUUAGUUUACAAACGAGAAAAUAGAUUCUAUCUUAAAUAACUUUUUUUCUAGCGUUUACGAUGAAAAAAUAUGUUUAAACAAAAUUUCAAUGAGAGCUCUUGUAUAUAAUUUUAAUAGAUAUUAUGAAAGUAAAGAGAAAAUAGAAUAAAAAUUUAGUUUAGCAAAAGCAAAAAAAUUAAAUGCCCAAAUACAUUAUGAUGCAUGCUAUUGGACAUUUAAUUAUAAAAAGCUACUAACUAAUUUAAAAUAAAUUGAAGAUAAGGAAUAGUCUUCAUUAGAUAGAGUUUUAAGUUUAUAUGGUGAGAAACUUCAUGCUUAAUAUAAAAAAAUAAUUGAAGAUAGAAAUAAAUAUAUGAAAAUGCGAAUUAUACUUGCAAAAUUCUUCAAAAAUUCUCUUUAGGUUAAAUAAAUACUUGAAAUAGAAAUAAUUGCAAAAGCUUUUAUCUAAUUAAUACUACAUAAAUCUCAUGAAAUAGCACUUUUUUAAGAUUUUAUUUCAAGCUAUUUUUCUGAUAAUGAAACUAGAAAAGUUUAAUAAGUUCUUAAAAAAGAAGAUCUUGCUGAGUAUUUAAUAAAAUCUUCAUAUAAAAAAGACGAAGCUGAUGUUAUUAUAAAAAGAGUUGUUGGCCUUUAUAAAUAUGCUCAAGAAGAAAAAAAAGAGAAUUCUCAGAUAAUUGUGCAACAAGUUGACAAAGAGACAUUUUUAGAAUAUUUGAAAAUAAGUAUGAAAAAGCAAGAUAAAAAAAUGAGUAUUUUUGUGAGAAUGAUGGAUGAAAUACAAAAAUACUUUGAAGAUGAAGUAGAAAUUAGAGAAAUUAAAGAAAAAAGUGCAAAAAAAUAUGAAAUGAAUAUGAUUGCUAAUUUUAUCUUAAAAUAUUUACAGAAAAUUGAUCGAAAAUUUUUGAAAUGCUAAUGGAAAAUAAUGAGCAUUUUAAAGCUUUUUGAAGAAAAUACUAUCACUUAGCAAAAAUUAGAAUCAAUAUUAAAUUCGCAUGGAGUGCCUUCAUCAUUUACACUAAAAUUUCUUUUUUCAACUCAAGUUUACUAAAAAAAAUCUAAUUUUCUUUGUCAAGAAAGGUAGUUAGCGUAAUGGAAAAUCGAUCUAUAAAAAGCAUUAGGGAUAUACAAAGAAGAGUUAUCAAAAAUGAAAAACUUCUUCGAAGACUAUGGAAACAUGCAAUAUGAAGAUGAGGAAGAAUAAGAUGAUAAAAAUGUAGAAGAAGUUUAAUAAAACGUAGAAGAUAUAAAGCCUGAAGUAUUAAAUUAGAAAGUCUAAGAAGUAGCGGAAACAGCAAACUAAUAGAAAAAAGAAUAAUUUGAUUCUGUAAGCUUCUAAGAAAGUAGAAGAAAUUCAAUAAAAACUGAAUUACAGAUUGAAAAUACAAAAUCAAAUAUAAACUCUAAGAAAAGGAUCAGUUUUGCAGAAUUACCUAACGAAAAAAGUAAGAGAUCUUCAAUGAAAUCAAUCCCUAGAGAUUAUGAAGAAGAAGAAGACUCUCUAUCUAAAAUUUCAACUGAUAUGGAUUACUUAUCAUUAUGCGAAUCUCUAAUCUCACAGUAAUUAAUAAUUAUACAUUUUUGUUUUAUUUUAAAUUAAAAAUGUUUUUAGGAUAAAAGUAGAGAAUCAUUUAGUUUGAGAAAGAUAUAAAUAAUUAUACAAAUUAAAAGUAGAGAUCAAAAUAAAAUUUUAUAACAAAUAAAUUGA
This is a messenger RNA of Tetrahymena thermophila SB210, 2412 nucleotides long. RefSeq lists its product as hypothetical. NCBI's taxonomy places the organism in Eukaryota, Ciliophora, Oligohymenophorea, Hymenostomatida, Tetrahymenidae. The record is from RefSeq and is a predicted model, not a curated record. The transcript has 10 exons.